Molecule: messenger RNA, 1083 nt
Organism: Recurvomyces mirabilis
Lineage: Eukaryota; Fungi; Ascomycota; Dothideomycetes; Mycosphaerellales; Teratosphaeriaceae
Exons: 2
Coding region: 1-1083 (360 amino acids)
Molecular function (GO): S-adenosylmethionine-dependent methyltransferase activity
Source: RefSeq, a predicted model, not a curated record
AUGGAGUUGGUGAAUUUUGGAAAGCGAUCUGAUCACGAGCAGCGGGGUCGAUGCCGUUGUCGGCAGGCAUCCUCUCCUGACGACGUAGACGGGACGACUCACACAUCCUUCACUCACCGUCGAGAACACCUGCGUGGCAUUUCAGUGCAAGUAACAAGCAUACUAGGUAAGUACAAAAAACGAUCGAGCAGAACGCUAGACGCACGCGCACAGGGAACAAGCAUUUUACAACACAACAUCAGACGCAGUAUAACAGCAAUGUCAAACGACACAAGUGUCCUCAGUCCAGAUGACCGACAAAAGCUCUCUGCAAAGUUCAAAGACCUUCCAGCGAAUGAGCAUGGCAAGGGUUGGAACGAGCUCUGGAAACAGGGCACUACACCCUGGGAUCGAGAUAUGCCGUCACUGGCUCUGGUUGACACGCUGAAGAACAAGAGCGCAAUCUUGGGCACAGCAGUCGACAAGAGCACGGAAUCGCGAAAGCGUGUCUUGGUGCCAGGUUGUGGGAAAGGAUAUGAUGUGCUCCUUUUUGCAUCGCAAGGCUACGAUGCUUUCGGUCUUGAUGUUGCGCCUGAAGCCGUCGAGCGGGCUAAUGUGCUAAUGAAGGAUCCGAAACUGGCUGAGAAGUAUCCGUCGAGUAGCAAUGACCGUGGAGACACGAAGGUGUUCCUCGGUGAUUUCUUCAAGUCCGACUUCCUGGCCCAGACUGGUGGAAAGGGCGACUUCGAUGUCAUAUAUGACUACACAUUCUUGUGUGCACUUCCGCCAUCGUUGCGACCCUCGUGGGCGAAACGCAUGGGUGAAUUAUUGGCGCCGUCUGGUCAUCUUGUAUGUCUCGAGUUUCCGCUUGGGAAGGAACCGAAGACUGGUGGUCCACCUCAUGGUCUAUCACCAGAGCUCUACGAGCAGUUGCUCAAGCGCCCAGGUCAAGAGGUGGAAUAUGAUGACGAUGGAUAUGUCGUAGAUGGUCGCGAUAGCGAGACUUCAUCGGGUGGUCUCGUCAGGAUCGAUCGAUGGAAGGCGAAGCGGACACAUGCGCCUGGUCAGGGCAAAGACCAUGUCUCCAUCUGGAUGCACGCGUGA